AUGCGACCUGUCGACGUAACUUCCGCGAUCGUCAAAAAACUCUUGGACACGGUGUAUAGCGCGCUAAAAAUUGCGGAUCCUGUAAAAUUCAAACUAUCGGUAAACGUGAGCGAUUCGGUAAGCGUGAGCAAAUACAAGACGAUUUUUGAGAAGGGUUACACGCCAAAUUGGACCACCGAGGAGUUUACAAUCGUUAAGAUGCAACAUACCAAUCCUGUAACCUAUUUACUGGAGGAUUAUCGCGGAAAAUGCGUCGCUGGAGCGUUCUACGAGCAUGAGUUGCAUCACGCUACUCAUCCGGACGUGUGUCUCGUGGAGAAAGUACUGCGCAGGAAGGGAGACAAGGUGUACAUUAAAUGGCUGAGAUUCGGUGGAUCGCACAAUUCAAGGAUACAUAAAAACAAUGUUAUUUGA
Messenger RNA from Acromyrmex echinatior (Panamanian leafcutter ant), 414 nucleotides. RefSeq lists its product as uncharacterized. The record is from RefSeq and is a predicted model, not a curated record. Lineage: Eukaryota; Metazoa; Arthropoda; Insecta; Hymenoptera; Formicidae.